Messenger RNA from Cantharellus anzutake, 2800 nucleotides. RefSeq lists its product as uncharacterized. Lineage: Eukaryota; Fungi; Basidiomycota; Agaricomycetes; Cantharellales; Hydnaceae. The transcript is spliced from 4 exons. The record is from RefSeq and is a predicted model, not a curated record. Bases 40 to 2415 code for a protein of 791 amino acids.
CCCUUCCGAUCAAAUCGUCGUUUCGCCGUCGGCUUCACCAUGUUCAAAGGGAAACUCGCUUAUCGCUCUUGGUCUGAACUCCCCGCUGAAGUCCUAAAGCUUGUGGCCACCGAGAUCAUCAACGAUUUCUUUUUAGUCAAUCCAUAUGUCCCGCGCACUUGGGAUCAGCCACACAAGUAUCAUGCGCGCACCCUCUGGCUAAUGCUAUCCGCCGCGGAGGAGUUGCAAGCACUGCAAUCGGUAUGCAGACGGUGGGAAUCUGCGCUUUUUAGCCAUAGGUUCUGGACACAGAUUGUAGAAAUGCUGGACCGAACACGUCAACAUACUGUCUUUUCUGACUUGGAGCGCCCAUCGCCAUUUUCUAUAUACCAGGCCAUCAUCAAUACCUGUUGCAUUCCAUGUUUCUUCAACCUUUCAUCAUUAAAUCCCACUCCUGCCAAGCACCAGGUGCAAACUGCCCAUCUGGGUUGGGUUUCUGCAUGCGCUCUGCAUCACAAGGAGCGUUUUUGCUCUGUAUGUCUUCAAGAUGAAUAUGUGCCGCAAACAUUGCGACCGUGGCACGACGUCGAUCACCAAGGACGUUGGAAACCUCCUGGUCUCUGCCUUAAUGAUGACGUGCAGACAUGGGCCCAGUGUUUGAUGACAUGCUUGACUUGCCGCAGAGAAGAACUCGAUAAGAAGCUUACUCGGACGUUCGGCCCAAACAUCGGUCAACUUGCAACUGACUCCAUUAUUCCCGUCAUUUAUUCUGAUUUUGUUCGUUCUGGUCGGGGCGACAUCAAAAGAGUAACUGCUGAUAUCGAUGAUCGGCUAUGGCUUCAGGAGAACACUCGGUAUGACGAGCACAUGGAACAGUACCGAUCGAGCGUACUGUUGAAUAGAAUUGGUGCGGAGGAAUUUGAGCUUCUUCAGCGUAUGCGUGCAGAACAACAUGAACGCAUGGCCCAAGGCUAUCAUGUAGAGCCUCUUCCCGACAAUCUCAGUAUUCACGAGGUUUACACUUACAAAGCACGAGAAAGUUUGCGGAAUAUGGCGCUCCAUGAGUGGGCGAAGUGCCGAGUAAUGGAAGGUUAUUGGUUUGCUCCUGCCGACUUCUGGCAAGACGGAUACUCAGCGGCCGUCGAGAACUUGGAGUCUGCAGCACACAGAGGGGUUGCUGUGGUCCAUCCACACGAAGGCUUCCAAAUUAAUCCGGAGGGCUUGCGGUAUCCUAGCAACGUGCACUUCGGCUCUACUCCACCUCGUGGUAGCUUGCUCAGUGAUUGCCAAUUUGCUUUCUUGCGCAUCUUUAGGCUCAUUCUCCGACCAGCUUUGGAGAAUUGCCUCAGAAGGCUUAUUGCGAUGUCCAAAGCCUCCGGUGUCGAUCCUUGUACAGUUGCCCAGAAAAUCAAAACCGAGCAGCUUCUGUCAUGUGAAUACUUACGCGCGCCUGAAAACUGGUUGGCAGGGUACGAUUGGCAAGCCCAAUAUACCAGUACCUCGCCUACGGAGGAAGCUUCCCCUAGUCUUACAGCGUCUACCACGACAGCAUCCGAAGGCAGUGGCAGUGGUCGGGGCGGGAGUGACGGAACUGAUGGUCGUUCUAGUCCUGCGACCACCUUUAGAACAACUCCUUCACCUUCUCCCGAAGUUAAACCACAAUCACUUGAGUCUAAUCCUCUCCCUGCAGAAUCAAUGUCACCAUCUCUUCCCACAUGCCAAACUGUCGUACCCUCCCAAACGUCAUCAUCGACACCUGGAGAGUGGUCAUCGUCAUCCCCGACACGCCUGCUUGUUGCUGAGCCUCGCCCCUUUGAACAUGUGCCUCGGAUACCGGUAUAUUGGACGUAUCUCGGCCCUUCAAUACCGCAGUUAUUAGAGUCUUUGUGGCAAGAGGUCUAUACGCCGUUGUUCACUUGCUCUUGUUCGAUAUGCAAACGUGGUGUCACCAGUGUUGAUACAGAGGAUGAAUACACCCGAGAUGAGCCCUUACUCCAGCAGCUCAUGGAGUCUGGUGGCGACAUCACCCAGCAGUUCCUGCGGCAGUACAAGACGCACGAAAUUGACGAUGAAGAGCUCUAUGAUUACGACGAUGAGGAAGAAGAAUUCGAGGAAGAAGCUGAGAAUUGGGCGGAUUACGUUGUUCAUGCACAAGGAUGGACAGAGGUGUCCUCACGUCCAUCCCCCGAGGCGGAGAACAUUUCCCCUCCAAGUUUGGACCCAGACAAUGCCGAAGAUGGACAAUCGGAAUCUGCCCUCGAGUUUGAAGAUACUUCUGGCUCAGCCAGCCCCGGAAAAGACCCACUUGGGUCGAAGGCUGGCUCGACCGUCGGAAGCCGUCGGAGUCGUGACCUCGAUGAUGUUGAUGGGCCUGCGGCGGGGGUCGUGGCAUCGGAGGGUGGCAUUGGGCAUGGCCGUAAGCGUUUGAAGUCCUAGCGAUUGUCAAAUCGAUGCUGAAGCCUGAAGAUCUCGACUCCGACAUCAUGACACUACCGCUCUCACGAUAUCGGACUGCUCUGACUGAUUGUAUCACCAUCUAAUGUCUCAUUAGCCGGCAGACAGCAGGAGGAUUCCGCCGCCCACUGUUUUCAUACACCGUGUACGUGUAUGCCUCGCCAGGGCCCUUAAAAAUUGGAUGAACUUUAAGCUGCUAUAAUCAUGAUCCAGCCAUUACGUUGACUCAACCCUUAUUGCACUUUCAUCCCAAACCCCUAGUCAUACAGUCGACGCAACUCACAUCAGCCUGUUUCCUGUUCUUUCCUUUAUUGCUGUAAGAGAUUGGGUCUGUAUUGUUUUGCCUCACUACACUUUCCUCUGCGAC